GGAUCCCUAUCUUUUCAUUUAUCCUUUUCCGGUUUCUUGACAUGGCCACGCCACAAGAACGACACCCAGAACUCUUCCGACCCGUGAACAGCGAAUCACCGCAGGGGAAGCAGCGGACCGUGCGUCUAGAAUGUCUACCUGGGAUUCAACCGGACCGGCACUGCAUAUCCACCCACGCCAACCAGCCAUGUGUAACGCCCUCGAAACCCUCGGACUGACCUGUUGGCACUCUACCCAGUUCAUGUCCAGUAAGUUCGGUGACGUCGAAAUGUGGCAGGAAGCCGUAAACCGGAAAUUCUUCCACGCCCCCGGGCCAAAGUACGGGCGGGCGGAAUUCGACCAGCUGCUCCACGAUUACGGAGCUGUCUCGUCCGACACCCCGGCUAUUGCCUUUGCGGACGACUUGAUUCAAGCUUACCCGGACGCAAAGGUGGUUCUUGUUGAGCGAGAUAUUGACUCGUGGUAUCAGAGUUGGAUGAACAGCGUGAUUAAGAACGCCUACCACCCUUUUGUUACGGUGAUCUACACUAUCGAUCGGUGGUUUACCCACGCGUUGGGUCACGUGCAUAGGUCGACCUUUGAGGGCUGGUUGGGGAUCAAGAACCCAGAGGAUGCCAAGCGCGUGAGUAAGGAGAAAUACCGGGAGCAUUAUGCGCUGGUGCGGCGGUUGACGGCUCCGGAUCGCCUGCUGGAGUUUAAGAUGAGUGAUGGGUGGGAGCCGCUGUGCGAAUUUCUGGGGAAGCCAGUGCCAAAAGUGCCAUUUCCACACCUGAAUGAAAACAAGUGGCUGGAUGAGAAGGUGCAGACUGUGUUGCAGCGUGGGAUGAAGAGGUUGGCGUGGAAGGUGAUGCUGUGGGUUUGGGCGCCGCUAGUAGUAGCGGUGUUGAUCUAUAAGGCGUUGUAG
This is a messenger RNA of Aspergillus ibericus CBS 121593, 904 nucleotides long. Its product is annotated as sulfotransferase family protein. The record is from RefSeq and is a predicted model, not a curated record. The transcript is spliced from 2 exons. Lineage: Eukaryota; Fungi; Ascomycota; Eurotiomycetes; Eurotiales; Aspergillaceae. Bases 131 to 904 code for a protein of 257 amino acids.